This is a messenger RNA of Colletotrichum siamense, 2505 nucleotides long. RefSeq lists its product as uncharacterized. Gene Ontology annotation, biological process: carbohydrate metabolic process. The transcript has 4 exons. Lineage: Eukaryota; Fungi; Ascomycota; Sordariomycetes; Glomerellales; Glomerellaceae. Bases 1 to 2505 code for a protein of 834 amino acids. The record is from RefSeq and is a predicted model, not a curated record.
AUGGUACUGUCUUUCCUGCUGCUUAUGGCUGCGGCUGCAGCCGAAGGUGCACCAGCUGCAGGAACCAACCAGUCAUCCGAAGCUCACAUCUUCACACCUCAUGGCAUUGCUCUCGGCGCGGAAGCCCAAGUAAAAACUCAAGCCUUUGCCCCUUUCACCCUCACACCGGAUAUCCCGAUAGCCACCCUCGACUAUGGAGCCGAGCGAGCGGGAUUUCCGGUGUUUGAGGUCUCCGCUCUCGACGGCCCCACCCAGGUCGAGGUGAAGUACACCGAGCAUUUCGACGGGCUGAACCAUCCUUUCGGUGAUGGGCCGUACAGCUUCUCGAACCAACUGGGAAACAGCUUCCGCGUCGAAACGUUCAACAUCACAGCCAAGGGAAAGACUGUCUCUCCUCUUCUUCAAGGUGGACAGAAAUGGCAAUCCGUCAGGCUGUUGACCAACACCACGGUCACGUUCUCGAAUGUGGGAUUCGAAGCGACGAUCCCAAUCGUUGAGCCCGAGGACCUUCCGGGCCAGUUUUCCAGCGACGAUGAGGCUUUGAAUGAGAUUUGGAAGCUGGGCGCCAGGGCUGCGACGGCUGCAUGUGUUGAUAAGGGAAGUCAACCGGCUAUUUGGACGGUUGAUGAGGAGAAUGGUGUGCUGGCACAGAGCACGAGACCCUCAAUGACGUGGAAGGCGACUGCGUGGACGAACUACACAGUGGAGUUCGAUACCAAAAUCAAGAAGGGAGGUAGUUGGUGGGUUACGGGUGGAGCGAUCGCGGGCAACGGAUACACCAUCCUUCUCACCGGCGAACUCCCCGAGUCCAACCGAUUUGCCAAUGUCAAUGAGACUCUUACACCUCCGAACACCAUUUCGCUCUCAUACGGCCCGGACCUCGUGAACCAGACGACCCUGACAUCUUACCUCUUGGACGUCUUCAAGGUUCCUUUCACCGUGAAGGAGGAUACUUGGUACCACAUCUCGACAUCCAUGUCGCAGAGUGGUCACCUGGCGGUCUCGAUCAACGACACGCAAGUCUUGAAUAUCUCACGCUCCGACUACCCCUGGGCUCUGAUCUCAUCAGGCGCCUCGUACUCCGGGACUCCCGACUUCACCGGCUCUUUCGGAUUCGGUGCUUACCAAGACCACGCGGCCUACUUCAAGAACGCGCACGCAUACGAUACGGCCAACGGCUCAACCCUCUACUCGAACAAUCUCACCAACGCAAGACGUGCUGGUCGACGCGACAGACUCGUCUGGCUCGGCGACUUCUACCACACGGCCCGCAUCUCGGCCAUCAGCACAUCACGAACAGACCAGUCUCGGGGAACGCUGCAGGUGCUGCUCGAUACUCAGAUCGCCAACGGCCAAAUGAGCAUCUCACCCAACCUGGGCUACGACCUCAAGUCCAUCGCGAACGCCCUGGCGCCAUCUGGAAGCUAUGGGCUGCAGGACUAUCAGCUCCUCGGCCUCAUGGCCUUCAACGACCACGUCCGCCUCACCAACGACCUCGACUGGGCGCGGUCGACCUGGCCGCAGUGGCAGAAGGUGAUCGACUGGCUUCUCCCGCAAAUCAACACGACAACGGGUCUACUCACCUUUGACGGCGGCUUCGCCUUCACCGGCCCCGCGGACGGGGGCUCGGCCAUCUCCUGCGAAGCAGUGCAAAGCCUGAACGGAGCCGCCGACGUGGCUGCCAUGCUGAACGACACGGUCUCCGCGACCAAGUACCGCACAGCCGCGUCCUCGCUCGCCGACGCGAUCAACGAGAAGCUGUGGAACGACGACAUCGGGGCGUACGGAUACUCGCUCGCCUCCCUGAACGACACCUCCGUCGCGGGCACAGCAUUCUGCAUCACCUCCGGCGUCGCCUCCGCAAACCGCACCGCGCGCUCCAUCGAGGCGCUGUCGCUGCUGAAGCUCGGCCCCGGGUACAAGGACACCUCGCUCGUCUCCUCCAACGACAGCAGCAUCAACAUCUUUCCGAACACCAACGGCUUCCUCCUGCACGCGCUCUUCAUGGGCAACGCCACGGCCACGGGGAAGGCGCUCAUCGAGAGCCUCUGGGGCGCGAUGCUGCCCGGCACCGAGGCCGCGAACAAGAGCGCGGUCGGCACGAGCUGGGAGUACGUCAACGCCGCGACGCUGCAGCCCGGCCUAGGGCUGUUCACGAGCCUGAGCCAUCCGUGGGGAGGCGCGGCGACGUAUGUGCUGACGGAGUGGGCGGCGGGCGUGCAGCCUGCUGCGGGGACGGACGGGUUCGGGUACAGGAACUGGGUGGUUGCGCCGGCGGCCGGUAUUGAGAUGGGGUUGAAGACGGCGAGGGCGAAGGUAGUGACUGCGUUUGAUGGGGACUUGAGCGCGGAGUGGAAGGUUGAGGGGAGCGAUCUCUACGUGACGAUUCGGGCGCCGACGACGACGAAGGGCAGGUUUGUGUAUGGGGGGAAGAGCAUUGAGUUGUAUGGGCGGUCGGUUUACGAGUUCCAUGUCGAUGCGGCGCUUGAAGCAGGCAUAGUCUAG